Photinus pyralis (common eastern firefly) is the source of this 1833-nucleotide messenger RNA. RefSeq lists its product as uncharacterized. The record is from RefSeq and is a predicted model, not a curated record. The transcript has 3 exons. Bases 1 to 1833 code for a protein of 610 amino acids. Lineage: Eukaryota; Metazoa; Arthropoda; Insecta; Coleoptera; Lampyridae.
AUGUUUUCUGGAAACUAUACACUUUAUCGUAACGAUCGCGUAGCGCGUAAAGGAGGAGGCACUUUGGUGGCGGUAAGAAAUAACUUCUCUUCCACGAAAAUAAAUUUACCAAGAACCUUAGACGAACUUGAAAUAACUCUGGUUAAAUUAAAAUUAAAUGCCAAUCAGUACUUAAUCAUUGUGAAUGCUUAUAUACCACCGAAUACGGCUGCUGCUACGUACGAAGAGCUCUUUCAUGCAUUGGAGGAGGUGUUGUAUCUGGAGGCUUACGUCAUCUUUACGGGUGAUUUUAAUAUUCCAGAGUAUUUCGCCUGUAAUAGUAAAUCUGCGGGAUCUGCUGUAUUAGGGAGUGAAAAGUACGUGCUAUUAAAAAAUUUUCUAGAUUUCGGAGAUUAUGUUCAAAUCAAUAAAGUUGUCAAUAUAAAUAAUCGCAUUCUUGAUCUUAUUAUCGUACCUAAAACGCUAACAUGUGAUGUUAUGCAGGACAUUCAGCCUUUAGUGAAGGUAGAUUGCCAUCACCCACCCUUAAUGUCUUUGUUGCAAGUAACUAGCAAAGUCAAAUCAAUAAACUUCCAACGGAAGUUAACACCGUCUUACAAUUUUAAGAAGGCUAAUUAUUUUGGGUUGUAUACUGCUAUGGCCAACAUCGAUUGGGAAGUCCUUUAUUCUUGUGUUGAUGUCAAUACUGCUUGUAAAUAUUUGUACCAGAAUGUGUAUUCCACCUUAGACCAAUUUGUCCCAAAGACAGCUGGAAGCAGAAACCAAUUAAAGUAUCCUCCUUGGUUUAACGGUGAUAUAGUGCGACAAUUACGUAUUAAAGAAAGAUCCAGAGCGCUAUACAUAAAAACCAGGAAAGUGAGAGACAAAGAAUCAUUCCAAAUAGAACGGCGGGAAUUAAAGCGAAUGAUUAAUAACGCCAAGAGUUCUUAUAUCAACUGCACCGAACAAACUUUGAAACAAAAUCCAAACGCCUUAUGGCGACUUGUUAAUUCCAUGAAGAAAUCUACGAGGAUUCCAGGGGAAAUGCGAUUUGGUACCGAAAUUUUGGCUUCUCCAGAAGGUAUUGUUAAUGGGUUUGCUAGGCAUUUCCAAGACAUAUUUACACCACUAAUCAAUACGGUCCAAAAGCUGCCCAACAAAUCACUAGACUACAUGUGCUUUACUCUAGUUAGCGAGGAAGAUGUCAUUAAGUCUCUGAAGAAACUUAAGUCAAAAAGCACCGCUGGAUUGGAUGGAAUUCCAUCGUUCAUUCUAAGGGAUUGUUGGCCGGUCUUAGUGAAACCUCUAACCCAUUUAUUUAACCUUAUCAUUCGUACAUCGGAAUUUCCGGUAAUGUGGAAGUGCGCUAAAGUGAUACCAAUCCUGAAAUCGGGAGAUCCAGCGGACAUUACUAACUAUAGACAAAUAUCUCUGCUCAAUAAUUUUUCGAAAGUGUUUGAGUGCGUAUUACACGAAAAAAUCUUCACUUCUGUCAUGAACUUCUUAUCGAAGGAUCAACACGCAUUCAUCCCAAGGCGAUCUACUUGUACGAAUUUGGUCAAUUUUACCCAAUAUGUAUCUAACGCAAUGGAUGUUAACAAACAGGGGAAUCACUAUAAUGACGACGACGCACUGGUACUUCAUCAAAGAUUAGAAAGAGAAAUUACAGAGAAGAGGAUGUUGGAAGAAACACAAAUGGGCUUCGGAAAAGGUAGGAGACAUAUUAUAUUACACAGGUUAGUGGAAAAGGAAUUGGAAAAAAUGAAAGAUAACAAGAAGAUACCUGUUCGACGCAAGGAGGAGAAGGAUGCUUAUGCACAAAGCGGAGAUAUGGAGGUCGAAUGCAUGGGAUAA